Quercus lobata is the source of this 505-nucleotide messenger RNA. RefSeq lists its product as uncharacterized. NCBI's taxonomy places the organism in Eukaryota, Viridiplantae, Streptophyta, Magnoliopsida, Fagales, Fagaceae. Bases 103 to 375 code for a protein of 90 amino acids. The transcript has 3 exons. The record is from RefSeq and is a predicted model, not a curated record.
UCUAGACAGAGAGAGUUUGUUAUGCUAGAGAGUACUAUCAAAGGAUUAGUGAGUCGAUUGCUGUAGGUUGUGGAUAUGUUGUGGAUUGGUCCUGUGUAGCAAAUGGCAAUGAGGAAAUUCUACAGUGAGAUCAAGGGGCUGAAGGUGAAGGAGGUGCCCAACCAUGUGAAGCCAAUGCUUUCCACCAACUAUUCGAAGAAUGAAUUUCAGAGAUGGCUGGACAACUACCAUGCCAAGUACAUUCAAACCAACUCCAUUGACCUGCCCUACCAUGUCUGCUUUGGUGGAAUGGCCUUCUCCUAUAUGGUUGCACUCCCUGAGGAACGCUGCCACCUUAAGCACCAGGAGCAUGCCAAGGAGCAUGGAGGGCACUGAUGAUCAAUUUAUUGCAGGAGUACUGUGAUGUUUGGUUGCUUUGAUCAUUGGAUAUUAUUGACGAGGUAUCAUGAUAUUGGAUGAAUGCUAUGUUUUUAGUAGAAAUGUUUGGUUAUUGUAUUUUAUUUUA